AUGCGAAAGCACUUAUUACAGGCACGUAAGUAUAUUAAGGAUGAUCCUCGCUAUGCGAAGUACUCAUCAUCCGAGCAUAAAUGCGAGAAGGUAUACAAAGACUGGAUGAAGGAUCAGAUUUCAACCGCCAAGAACAACUUUAGAGCUCUUCUCGCUGAAACAAAGCUUAUCACUUACAAAAGUAAAAAACUCGUGGACGAGUCUGAAAGCCACUUAAAGGACAUUCUCAAAGUGCUGGAAAACGACAGGCGUUAUUUAGUUCUCUCAAGUCUCGCCGACGAACGGACCGAAAUUCUAACGGCAUAUAUUGAUGAGCUGGAUAGAAAGGGCGUUCCGCCACCGCCAACUGCAUCCGAUCCACAGCGUAGGAACAAAUAG
This is a messenger RNA of Varroa destructor (honeybee mite), 378 nucleotides long. Its product is annotated as transcription elongation regulator 1-like. Lineage: Eukaryota; Metazoa; Arthropoda; Arachnida; Mesostigmata; Varroidae. Gene Ontology annotation, molecular function: RNA polymerase binding; transcription coregulator activity. Gene Ontology annotation, cellular component: nucleus. The record is from RefSeq and is a predicted model, not a curated record.